UCAGUUCUCAACUGGUACCCAGCAGCUACGCAACUGGUACACAAAAGACAAAAUAUUAAUUUUAGAGUCAAUCCCGGAAAUUUCACAACAGAGUAGGCAUGACAUCUUCACUGUCUAAUACUGAGCUCAGCACCAAAGUAGAUCAAGCAGCAGAAGCAGGGGAGCAGUUCUCCAAACUGUAUUAUGAAACCACAGACAAGAAAAGACAUUUAUUACAGAAAUUAUAUCUAGACUCAGCUACUGUUGUAUGGAACGGCAAUGCUGUAAAGGGUUUAGAAGAGAUCAUUAAAUUCUAUGAUACAAUACCUACGUCAGAACAUAAUCUUGAUUCUCUUGAUUGUCAGCCUUUAACAGAUCAAAUAUCAGGAGGACAGAUGACUAUUUGUGUUAAAACCUUAGGCACAGUGAAAUAUGACAAGGCAAAACCUAAAAUCUUCCAUCAAAACUUUAUCUUGACUUCAGUAAAUAAUGUAUGGAAGAUUGUCAGUGACAGCUUUAGAUUUCAGGAAUGAAAAUUAUAGUUAAUAAUUAUGGAAGCUCAUCAGUGACAACUAACAUUUCUGGAAGAUUAUGACAAUUUGAAAUUUCAAGAGACUGAUAAUUGCAGCUGACAUUAUGAGAAGAUUAAUGAAUAUUGGUUGCUAAUGCUUGUAUGUCUAAAACAGGGUCAGCAUUCAAUGAGUUUAUAUAUGAAUGCUUCUAGGGACCAAAAAUAUGAAGCCUUUAAAAGGUCGUUGGUGAAAGUAAUUUGACAGAUAGUGAAGACUAAACAAUGAAUAUUCUUAUCUGUUACAU
Molecule: messenger RNA, 795 nt
Organism: Mytilus trossulus (common blue mussel)
Lineage: Eukaryota; Metazoa; Mollusca; Bivalvia; Mytilida; Mytilidae
Product: NTF2-related export protein 2-like
Exons: 4
Coding region: 99-512 (137 amino acids)
Biological process (GO): poly(A)+ mRNA export from nucleus
Cellular component (GO): nuclear pore central transport channel
Source: RefSeq, a predicted model, not a curated record